UUGACAGGCCACAAAAAACCACAUUUUCUCAGUCUAAACAAGCCCUACCAGCUCCCCGGGCCCAAUCUUCGCCACAAAUCGCGCUUCGCCCGUGUCCCAGCGCCCCCGACUUGGCCCUGGCCGCCCCCGCCGCCUCCGGUCCAUGCCCCCGUCUAGGGACUUUUGUCGCUUGACCGUUUUUGAUGACAGCUGGAAGUGCAGUGGCGAAAAGUUGGCCAGUUUUUGUCAUCCCGUUCGCCUCCGUUUCGAUCGCGAUAUUCCCGGAUGGUGAUCGCGCCCCCUUAGGGAAUCCGCCCCGCUGUAUAUGCGACGCGCGCGUGUGAGCGCGGUGUAGUGGAAGCCCGUUUGUGCCGUGCCGGCGUCAGCAUGUCGGACGAGAGCCAUCCAAAGACUUUGUAUGUAGGCAACCUGGACUCCUCUGUCUCGGAGGACCUUUUGUGCACGCUGUUCUCCCAGAUCGGGCCCGUCAAGGGCUGCAAGAUCAUCAGGGAGCCCGGCAACGACCCGUACGCCUUCGUGGAGUUCACCAACCACCAGUCCGCUUCGACGGCGCUGGCGGCGAUGAACAAGCGGCUCUUCCUCGACAAGGAGAUGAAGGUGAACUGGGCCACCAGCCCGGGCAACCAGCCGAAGCAGGACACCUCCAACCACCACCACAUCUUCGUGGGCGACCUGUCGCCGGAAAUAGAGACUGAAACCCUCCGAGAGGCCUUCGCUCCCUUCGGGGAGAUCUCCAACUGCCGCAUCGUGCGGGACCCGCAGACGCUCAAGUCGAAGGGCUACGCUUUCGUGUCGUUCGUCAAGAAGGCGGAGGCCGAGAACGCCAUCCAGGCGAUGAACGGCCAGUGGCUCGGCUCCAGGUCCAUCCGGACCAACUGGUCGACGAGGAAGCCGCCCCCGCCCAAAACGGAGAGGCCCUCGCAGAGGGCGAAGCAGCCAACUUUUGACGAGGUGUACAACCAAAGUUCCCCGACCAACUGCACGGUGUACUGCGGCGGCUUCACCAACGGCCUGACCGAGGAGCUCAUGCAGAAGACGUUCUCCCAGUUCGGCGUGAUCCAAGACAUCCGAGUGUUCAAAGACAAAGGUUACGCCUUCAUAAAGUUCGCGACCAAAGAAUCGGCGACGCACGCUAUCGAGACGGUCCACAACACCGAGAUCAACGGCCAGAUGGUGAAGUGCUUCUGGGGCAAAGAGAACGGCGGCAUGGGGGCGGACCCGGCCGCCGCCAUGACGGCGGGCGCGGCGGUGGCGCCCGGCGCUCAGGCGCAGCCCUAUUCGUACGGCUACGGCGGUUACUGGUACCAGGGCUACGGGGGCUACAUGCAAGGCUAUCCGUACCAGCAGUACCAGUAUCAGCAGCAGUACUGCAUGAUGCCCCAGCAGGGACAGUGGACCGCGCAGCCCGGACAACAACCGAACGUGCCGGUUAUGUACAGCACUGUGCAGAAGUACCCUUCUCAGUGAAACGAAUACAUAGUGUAAAGUGACUCUGACUCUGUCGAGACUAUCGAAAUUACAUAAGGAUAUGUAGUUUGCCGUCAUCAACGCACUUUGGCUUCAAACUUGGGUGUGCGCGCCAUAGAGUUAUUUUUCAUACAUAUUUUUGUAUACUUGCGUUAUAGAUCUUCUUUUGUACAUAGUCGAGGGCCGGUUAAGUUCAAAGUGCGGUUGGCGCUAAACGAUACGCGUGAUACAGUUUAGUUGUGUUUUUUUUCGGAGUGAGUGUCAGGCGAGAGGGUGGGUGCGGUGUGGUGCGGUGCGAACGACGGACGAGAUGGCGAUCGUGACAAUUCAAAGUUACUGUAGACGAUAUGUAUAAUUAGGUUAGACAAACACUUGUAAUCAUUAAUAUAUCACGUUUAUCUGAGAACAUCAAGUUAUGAGGAUGCGCAUGGUUGUCUUUCCAACUGAAUAAGACAGAUUUUAUAACAAAAACAAAUAAUAAUAAUGUAUAUGCUAGUUGUUAAUAAAAACUUCAGGUCUGGGAAA
Zophobas morio is the source of this 1992-nucleotide messenger RNA. RefSeq names its product nucleolysin TIAR (gene Rox8). Gene Ontology annotation, molecular function: mRNA binding. The coding region runs from base 367 to 1467 and encodes 366 amino acids. The transcript is spliced from 3 exons. The record is from RefSeq and is a predicted model, not a curated record. Lineage: Eukaryota; Metazoa; Arthropoda; Insecta; Coleoptera; Tenebrionidae. Gene Ontology annotation, cellular component: nucleus.